Molecule: messenger RNA, 2012 nt
Organism: Aspergillus homomorphus CBS 101889
Lineage: Eukaryota; Fungi; Ascomycota; Eurotiomycetes; Eurotiales; Aspergillaceae
Product: galactokinase galE
Exons: 3
Coding region: 264-1838 (524 amino acids)
Biological process (GO): galactose metabolic process; carbohydrate phosphorylation
Cellular component (GO): cytoplasm; cytosol
Molecular function (GO): ATP binding; galactokinase activity
Source: RefSeq, a predicted model, not a curated record
GUUGCCUUGAGUGCCCGCGAACUUCGACCUCGCCAAAUUUCCCCUCCUAUCAGAGCUGUCGCCAAAAUUGUCAAAUGGGUCAGGAACCGUCAUAGCCAUCGCUAAAGUAAUUUCCAACCAGCUGGCAUUUCUCUUCACAAGGAAGUAUUUAUCUUACUCAGUCUUCCUCCUACCGUCCUCAUCUUUCCUCCCCUCCUUUUUCUGUUUCCUCCCUCUCCCGCCUCUCCCCCAGGUCAAUCUCUAAACACCUUGUGUACCCCGCUAUGGCUGCCCCGCAAGAACUUGUCCCCCAGACCGAAUCCAUCGCGGAGGUCUACGCAACCGAUGAUGCUUCAGCCACCUCGGUCGCCCCUGAACACCAGACUCGUUUCAAUGCGCUGGUCUCCAAAUUCACCAACCUCUACUCUCAUCGCCCCGAUUUUGUCGCUCGCAGCCCCGGUCGCGUGAACAUUAUUGGUGAGCACAUCGACUAUAACCUGUACGAUGUGCUCCCCACUGCUGUCAGUGUCGACGUGAUCAUCGCCGUGAAGGUGACUCCUGCCACUGGCUCGGAGACUGUGGUCAAGAUCUCCAACGUCAACCCCGAGAAAUUCCCCACGCGCGAGUUUACCGUGCCCCGCGACACAGACAUCGAGAUCGACCCCAAGAAGCAUGACUGGGUCAACUACUUCAAGGCCGGACUGUUGGGCGCCCUGAAGUUCCUGCGUCAACGGAAUGCCGAUGGCUCAUUCACCCCGGCGAGCAUGGAGGUUCUGCUGGACGGAAACGUGCCCCCGGGUGGUGGCAUUUCCAGCAGUGCCGCCUUUGUGUGCGCCAGUGCCCUGGCGGUCAUGAAGGCCAACAACCACGAUGUAUCCAAGCAGGAUCUGCUCGACCUGGCCGUUGUUUCCGAGCGGGCGGUCGGUGUCUACUCUGGAGGUAUGGAUCAGGCGGCUUCGAUCUUCUCCCGUCGCGGAUACCUGCUUUACACCCAGUUCUACCCCAACUUCUCGGUUCAGCACGUCCCCAUUCCCAAGGCGACCGAGGAGAUCACCUUCCUUAUGGCGCAGAGCUUCGUCACCUCUAACAAAGCGGAAACGGCUCCCCGUCACUACAACCUCCGUGUUGCCGAGUGCACUCUCGCCUCCGUCGUGCUGGCUGCUAGCCACGGCCUGACCCUGCCCAAGGAUAACAGCUCGCUUGGAUACAGUCUCCGCAACUUCCACAAUGAGUUGAUGCGCAAGGAGGGCCGCCUGGGCGACCCGUUGGAGUACCAGAUCGACUCCGUGAUCCAAAGCACGAUGGAGAUUUUGAAGGAAGAGGCCGGAUACACGCGUGAGCAGAUCGCCGGUCUUCUGGCUAUCCCGGUUUCCGAGUUGGAGUCCAAGUACCUGUCCGCAUUCCCCGUUCAAGCUGAACGCUUUCUCCUGCGGCAGCGCGCCUUGCACUGUUUCACCGAGGCUCGCCGGGUGCUGGACUUCAAGGCGUGUCUCGCCAAGGCCCACGAGCUCGACGACAGACGCAUCCAGUAUCUAGGUCAGCUGCUGAACGAAUCGCAAGCCUCUUGCCGAGACCAAUACGAGUGCAGUGCUCCUGAGGUGGACGACAUCUGCGCCAUUGCCCGUCGUGCUGGAACUCUGGGCAGCCGUCUCACAGGUGCUGGAUGGGGUGGUUGCACGGUUCACAUGCUGCCUCAAUCCAAGGUCGCGGCCGUGACAAAGACUCUGAAGGAGGAGUACUACCUGAAGCAUUUCCCCGACAUCAGCGAGGAGAAGUUGGCUCAGGCGAUGGUCAUCAGUAAGCCGUCGAACGGAUCGUUCUUGGUGGCGGGUGCGGCUAUUGCUGAGGUGAAGGUUUAGGAUAUUAUUUUUUGUAGCGUGGUACUAUCUAGCGAGGUGUAAUAUAGCUCAAUGCGGGCAUAAAAUUGAUGUGGUUUUGGACAAUAAUCUGCCUAUUUCCUAUAAGAUGUCUGCAUCAUCACUACCGGAUGCGAGGGAUACGUUGUAUACAUCGUGAUAUUUCACUGAUUCCGU